AUGAGGCCUUGUUGUGCAGGCCUACCACCUUACUUUCAGGUGACAAAGCUGGGCUACGACGCCGAGCAGAUGCCUUUAGCUCUGCGGCCGCGAUGCCCCUGUUGUGGAUGUAGGCUGAACCCCUUGGAUGAGUUCAAAAUCUCCGAAGUAAAACGUGAUGGUUGCGCUUUUGAUCCCUGCUCUCCGUACGAUAGUAAACUCUACUCGAGCUACUUUGAAUCUUUUGCUCUGCCUACAUCAGCCAAUAGCAUGUCUCCACGCUCAGAAGCCAAAUCUGAUGCUUUACCCUCUUGCCGUGCUGGAGACCACAUGCUUUCUUCCGUUGCCAUUUCCUCAAAGACCGGCACGCAUCCCAUUCAGUCUAACUGCAGUCAUUACUGCUCUCGACGCAUGGCGUGCCGACACUAA
Molecule: messenger RNA, 408 nt
Organism: Hydatigera taeniaeformis
Lineage: Eukaryota; Metazoa; Platyhelminthes; Cestoda; Cyclophyllidea; Taeniidae
Source: the annotation of a GenBank genome assembly